Messenger RNA from Necator americanus (New World hookworm), 1134 nucleotides. RefSeq lists its product as uncharacterized. The coding region runs from base 1 to 1134 and encodes 377 amino acids. The record is from RefSeq and is a predicted model, not a curated record. The transcript is spliced from 12 exons. Gene Ontology annotation, cellular component: cytoplasm; axon. Lineage: Eukaryota; Metazoa; Nematoda; Chromadorea; Rhabditida; Ancylostomatidae.
AUGCGGGUAGCGAUGGAGGCAGGCGACCUACGAGUGCCUGAAAUCCCGUUAGCUCCUGGUGAAGACGAUCUGGACAGCAACAAGAAUUCACAACAAGAGGAGGAAAUCAAUCAUGCAUUGUCAGGCGAAGAGGCCCGACUCAACGAAGACUUGUCCAGCUCGCUUGAGGAUUUGGUUGGGAACUUUGACGAGAGAAUCAGUUCGUGCCUGAAAAAUCCUGAUGUGAACACAGAAGAUAUCGCUCCGGUGCAAGUGCGAACACAAGAUGAAGUGAUGGCUGAGAGCCAGACUUGGUGGACACUAACAUGCAAUUUCGGGAACAUUCAACCACUUGACUUCGACAAAUCGGCUAUUCGACGACGCAUGAUGCCGGCCCUGGAUUUGAAGGAAAGAAAGCUGAGCGACGAUGGUGGAGUCUCGCUAUCAGAUGAAGAGGAUCUAAGGGCAAGAAUGGAUAUGCAUCAGUUGGUUGCACAUGGAUCAAUUGGCGGUGAUUCACCGCCUCAGACAGCUGAUCAAGUGAUUGAGGAGAUCGAUGAGAUGCUGCAGUCAUGUGACUUCACUGGCUCCAUGAUGACCGAUCGAACUAUGGAAUCAGUAGAUAGCAUGUACUCAUCGAUGCGAUCUCCUCUACCAUCAGGACAUUCCAGCGACGCUGACAUGAAACUACGUCAGGCACAAGCGCUUGCAGCUAAUCCAGAAAGACUCAACAAUGAUGUCCUAGCCGAUCUAAACGAGCUCUCCUACUCGAAACUCGUUACGUUGAAUGCAGAAAUGGAACAACUCAUUCAGGUUUACAACGAAAGCCUUGUGGAUGAGCUCGCUCACAGGGAUGAAUUAGAAUAUGAGAAAGAGAUGAAGAACACAUUCAUUUCGCUGCUAUUAUCGAUCCAAAACAAACGACGCCAGUUUGCCAAUGAACGAAAAAGGAAAGGGACCAGAAUCGAUCCCUCGCAAUUGCCCCAAUAUAUGACGGCUAGUAUUCCGUACAAUGAUCAUCAGCACAUGGAUAAUGCCACGCUUUCCUCGCUGAUAAAAAUUCUAAGAGCAAUCAACGAUGACAGCUCCGCAGUGCCUACACUACUGACCGAUUACAUUCUAACAGUGGUGUGUCCAAAGACCGUAGUCUGCUAG